UUGUAGAGAAAACCCAAUAAGAGUUUCGUGUCAUUCCGAGAUGCACUGCGGGAUAAUGGGUACGAGUAUUUGGCAAGAAAAAGUUAGAGUUCAAGGAUGACAGGCCGCCAAAAAAGAGUCACAACUCACCUGACAUGUCGGCUGCAAUUAUGAAGACACUCAAAGAAUUGCAAGACAGUGAUGCACAGAGACAAAAAGAGCUUGUUGCUAUGAAACAGGAACAAGAAAAAUCUUCUCAGAAAUUAGAAAAGAAGCUAGCGUCAAACUUACAACAAACAAACGAAGAGUUAAACAAACUAAAGGAAUCAUUGAGGCACAAGGAAGAGGAAAUAGAAAAGUUAAAGCAGAUUCAACGUCAGCAUGAAGAAUCUAACAAAAGCCUAACAGAAGAGAAUAAGAAACUAGAGAUUGAGAAAGAGCAAAUGCUCGGGAAACUAAAGCUGAAAACCUCAGAGAGAGAAGAAAUGGAAUUGAGAAUGCAGAAACAUAAACUGAACGAAGAAAGGAUAGCGAGAGAGAAAGAAAAGUUAAAGAAGGCGGUAGAGAGACAAAGCGUUCAACUUGAGAAAGAAGUCCUCGAAAAAAAUAAAGCAAUGGAUAGUCUCCAGCGAGAAAGGACCUCGGUAGAACUCGUGACAAGAGAGAAUACAGAGUUAAAAGAAAGGAUAGAAAGACUAGAAGACGAAAACGAAACAUUAUCAGCUAGACCUUAUACUUCAAUGACUUGUAGAGAUAUAGAUGAUAUGGACAGUCACAGUCUUAUGUCAUACCGACGGCAGCCGACGGGACUCUCUGUAAACGGUGAUAGCACUAGUAUGGGUCACCUUCUAUUUCAAAGAAGAGAAAUCGAAGAGGAAAUAAAGAGGAAGCAAAUUGAGCAGAAAUAUCUUAAAAGAAGGCUACUAGAAUUGAAAUCCCUCGAGCCAGGAACUGUUGAUAGUAAGAUUUGUGCUAUCCAAUAGUGAUAGACGCUGGUACAUAUCUUUAACUUUAUGCUUUAAAUUUGUUUAAGUUUAGAAUCUCCACAAUUCAGUCAUAUUGCUUUCAAGAAUGUCUUUCGAUUCUAACUAUUGCUAUCCGGAACAAAAUGGAGUCUGUUUCUAACUAUUGCUAUCCGGAACAAAAUGAAGUCCGUGCAUGGUCAGCUCCGAGGCAUGAAAUCAAGGGUGUGAAAUCACUCCUACAGAACUAAAAUAAAAUUUCUUGAAAUGGAAAAAUCACAGUAAAACUGUAUUGAAGGGUAUUGACAUAAAUUCAAAUAAUUUCAUUGCAAUUAAGAUACAAUACGUUUAAUUCAAAUGUUCUUAUCUUCAGCUGUUUCAGAUAAGUGGGAGUAACUUCUUCAGAACCUUAUUUGCGUGCAUGUAGAUUAAACACUGGUUAAGUUUCUUCGUUGUCAAACAGCUAGUGUUAUUUAUAUAUUUUCAGUAAAUAUCGGCAUUAGAUGCAUUUGCUUACACUUUUCUGAAAAGUUAAUUCAUGAAUGUGUAACUGUUGAUAUUAUAGAAAUAUGCAUGAUUACUAUGAUAUUGUGUGUUAUAUACAUGUAUAUUUUAAUCAUAUAGGUAUAUUUUUGAAUAGUUAAUUUGAAAGCUUUUGGC
Messenger RNA from Ruditapes philippinarum (Manila clam), 1601 nucleotides. Its product is annotated as kinesin heavy chain-like. The record is from RefSeq and is a predicted model, not a curated record. The transcript is spliced from 6 exons. Lineage: Eukaryota; Metazoa; Mollusca; Bivalvia; Venerida; Veneridae. Bases 135 to 962 code for a protein of 275 amino acids.